GUAUAUAUGUAUAUGUAUAUAUACAUGAGAUUACGUACUCGUGGUGCAACUCUGUCGAUUGUCGACGAGUGGAACUGGUGGAUAUCCAUCGGACGCACCAGACGCACCAGACUUAUUGUUAGCCAACCAGACGCCAGUUGAAAAAUGGCAGACUGCGAGAAGGAGGAGGCGCACAAUCUCCAAAUGGAGUUCGAAUGGGUGCUCCACGAGGAAGUGCACUCCUCGUUGUCGCAGCUCCGAAAUAUCUUGAUGGAGUGUGCUCAGCGAUUUCCACUGGCACUCUUUGGGAAUGAGCAUAAUAAAACUGACAGAUUCGUCUUUGCAGCCCCACACGACCAAGUCAAAUGUGUCGCUGUUUUAACAGGCGACAGUAUCACAAAUGCGGAAGUGAAUUUUAAAGUACAACGACAACAGAAUAUUAAUAUGAGGACAAGUAUUCAGAACGAACAUCCAUGGAAGUUACAACAAAUUCAAGAUGCCGCCAAUCAUUUACAACAAGGCAUUGCCCAUAUAGAUAAUGUAGACAGACAUUACCUUUUUAAAACCUCGGACGAAGUGAUGCAUGUAUUAGGUAAUAUCUUGGGUUGUCUUCAGAGGAGCAGAACCAGUUUAAUUGUUCCUAGAAAGAAAACAAUUGAUGAUCUUAUCAAGAGUCGAAAUAUGAAAUCUCUUAAUCCAAAUCUUCCAGAGAAUUUGGCCAUUAGCUUUUACAUUCAAAGCUACAAACUGGUUUUAGCUAUUUACCAGUUAGAGAAUGCACAUGGCAGUGUCAAGUAUGAAACUCAGCAGGCGGAAUGCAGUGUGCCAUGGCUAAAUGACGCUCUUGUAUUGCUUACUAUUGCACUACAACUUUGUCAACGACUGAAAGAUAAGAUAUGUGUCUUCUCCCAAUACAAAGAUUUUACGGUAGGUUCUCGUGUUCCUUCUGCAAUGGGAUGGUAACCUAAUCUAACAUCAAGAGAAUUUUCAUAUUUGAACUUGCAUAUAGCAUAUAGUGGUGCUAUGCGUAAGUGAAAAAAAUUGGCCUCAACCAGUAAUACUUGCUCUGGCCUUUGUUUUUACAUUUGUUGAUUGUUGUCCUUUUAUCGUAUUUCUCAUUGCACUAGAAUGUUGUUCUAGCGUUUUUAAAUCAGUAUAGUGUGCGCCUAGUAUAAUAUAUAUAUAUAUAUAUAUAUAUAUACAGUGUAUUGUGUAAUAUAUUAACUAUUGAAAUGUCGGAUCAAAGAUUCACAUGAAUGUGUGAAUCAGCAAUGGAUAAUAACAAAUCAUUAUAGGUCAGAAAUGGAAGACUAAGAGCAUUUUGCCAAUUAUUGGUGUGCCUAUCACCAUGUUAUACUGUGUUCUUCCCAUUUCUGCAGUAGUUUUCAUGAAUGUCUAAAUCUUUAACUUCGGCAUAUAACAUCUGAAGUUACUUCAUCUACAAGAAUUGAUAGAGAGAAUGAAAUAUUUAAUACAUCUACUGUGAUUCUAGAAAUGUAUACUGUAAUCCUCUCCUUACUGAAUUAGAUCAUGUUUUCAUAUAUUAAUAGACACAUGAAUUUUAUUUGUUUUCUUUUAUAUUGUUUAUUGCUUGUGCAUAAUCAUCCAUAUAGAAUUUUUUCCAACUGUCUUAAUAUCAGAGUUGUUAGGUUGUCCAUAAAAUAAUGUCAUUUUAUAUUUUAAUCUUUUACAUUUUAUCCUAACUUUUAAUUUAAUUAACGUUGAUAUUUGAUAGAAUUAAUUGAAAUAAGAGACAGAUAACUCUAUGCAUUUCUGUAUCAGUAAUUUGUCGGUGUGAUCAAAAUCUUGCGUCAUGCAAGAACACUAUAUCUUUUCGAAAUUGAUCAGUGCCAAUCUUUUAAUGUCCUGUUCAUUUUUGACCCAAUUUCUCAUAAUACUUAUUGAUGAUGAUUGUUUCAUUAUUUUGAAAAGUUGAUAAUACUAGCCACUGUCUACCAACCAGUUACUACUAUUUAUAUCAAGAACCACUUGUACGAUAAAAAACAUUGAAAUUUUAAGUUAAAAAGAAACAAUAUUAUUUUUCAGACAACCUAUUUAUAUCUGUGUAUUAUCUUUUGCAAAGAAAUUCUUCAAAAAUAUUAGAAUAUAAAAAUUCAGAUUCAAUAACUUGAUAUCUUUCAGCUAACAAAGAAGAUGUGCUAACUUAACAAUGACUAUUGGAUAUAAUUAUAACAAAGUACUAUUUUAUUUCUUAAAUAUAUUAUUUAUUUAUAUGAAAACAAGUAGAAAAAUGCCAUGUGCCUCAUGAUUCCGAAUUUGGAUAAAAUAUGAACCUUUUUACAUGGUACAAUUUUUGUAAUCAAUAUUUUUUGAUUACUAAAAUUGCCACAGAGAAAAUAUACACAUAGUGUGUGUAUAUUAUAUGUAUUUGUACGCAUAAAAGCGCAUACAAAAACGCCUAUUCACACACAUAUAUAUAUAUUUGAAAAAAAGAAAAA
Messenger RNA from Formica exsecta, 2438 nucleotides. RefSeq names its product protein rogdi (gene rogdi). NCBI's taxonomy places the organism in Eukaryota, Metazoa, Arthropoda, Insecta, Hymenoptera, Formicidae. Gene Ontology annotation, cellular component: RAVE complex. The transcript is spliced from 6 exons. The coding region runs from base 145 to 942 and encodes 265 amino acids. The record is from RefSeq and is a predicted model, not a curated record.